GCCGCCGCCGGUCCACACCGCGGGGGUGCCGCCGACCGAAUCUGCAGGUCUCUUGAUUGGUGGUUCCAACUUCUCUGCCUUCUUUUAGGUGGAGCUUCAACAAUGCCUCCAAAAAGUGUUGCUGAGGAGUUUGUUGGUCACCGUCUGCUUAGUCGAGUCCAGCAUUUUCCUGAUUCAAAAGAUCUACCGCUUCCACUCGAUAUGGAGAAGUACGCCAAGGAUGACCCUCCAUGUCAGACAACGCUAUGCACAAAUGUGGCGGUGGAGCAGUACAACGCCCAGCAGGUGGAGAGUGGUAAGAAGAUAAGGGGAGCUGUUGGAGUGGACAGUCAAAUGUUUGUAUUGUCUCAGGACGACCCAGUCAGCUACUGGCACCUAUACUUCAAGGGGUCGGUGGGGAGGAAAAAGUGCAAGUUCUUUGCAGAGCUGAGCGGCGUAGGAGGGCCGAAGGAGCUAAGGACCUGUGUAUUCGUGGACAAAGCAAUUGCUGCUUCUGUGGUGAACUGCGACCAUUGCUUUGGAGGAAUCUGGCACCCUCUACAAAAUUUUCUUGGAUGCAAAGAAGAAGAGGAGGAGGAGGAGGAGGAGCAUAAGAAGAAGAAAAGAAAGCACGGCUGGGUUUUUAAGUUGGACUGGCUUGAUUCUGAUUAGCGUGCCAGGCAGGAUUUUUGUUUUUGUAUGAUGCG
Lolium rigidum is the source of this 686-nucleotide messenger RNA. RefSeq lists its product as uncharacterized. Lineage: Eukaryota; Viridiplantae; Streptophyta; Magnoliopsida; Poales; Poaceae. The record is from RefSeq and is a predicted model, not a curated record. Bases 103 to 651 code for a protein of 182 amino acids. The transcript has 5 exons.